Cinara cedri is the source of this 1491-nucleotide messenger RNA. Lineage: Eukaryota; Metazoa; Arthropoda; Insecta; Hemiptera; Aphididae. The record is from the annotation of a GenBank genome assembly.
AUGUCGAAACUCGUGGGCCAGCUGGCAAGAACAACAACGACCUCUUUGAUCGUUCUCAGACAACUAAUCUGCAGAACUCCGCUGUUGUACGUCAAUAGCAACGGUUGGUUACGGUAUUACUGUAGUAGUCACAAUGAAGACGUUACUGACGAUGAUGUUCAAGUCAAAGAUUUCAUCGACAGGCAGCUGAAACUAGCUCCAAUGGGCCACCAGGUGAUGGUCAUUCAGCCAUACAUCAAAUGGGGCACGAAAAAAGACCGGAACACACCACCAGCAAUUAAGCUGGCGGAGAGCAAAUCGCUGGUGCAUACACUGGACGACUGGAAAAUUGUAGAUGAAAUGCAAGUAGGCUUGACGUCGUUCCGAAAACACUCGUUUUUUGGCCCGGGAAAUUUGGACCUAAUCGCUCAAAAGGUCAGAGAGAAUAAACGGAUCUCCGCCAUUUUCGUUAGCACUAACGUGCUGAAGCCAGCCCAGCACCAAACACUGGAGAACCAGUUUAAGGUGCCUGUCUAUGACAGGUACUUGAUCGUUGUUCAGAUUUUUCGCCGGCAUGCCAUUACCAGGGAGGCAAAACUACAGGUGGCCCUAGCCGAGGUACCGUACAUCUGGUCCCGGAUACGGGGCGUCCAGGAAGGAUACGCUGAACGACUAGGUACUGAGGCGGGUCAGAUAGCACUUGGUGGUAAUCUGCCGUUUGACGACAAAAAAAAUCUGCUUAAACAAUAUGAGAAAAAAUUAAAGAAGUCAAUUGAUAAAUUGCGAAGCCACCGGGAACACCUCCGGUAUGGUAGAAAGAACAGGGACCUCCCUGUAGUGGCUGUAGUUGGGUAUACCAAUGCUGGCAAGACGUCCCUAGUGAAAGCCUUGACUGGUGAUUCCGUAUUGGUUCCCAAAAACUGUCUGUUUGCCACACUUGAUGUGACUGUACACGGCGGUAUAUUGCCGUCCAACAUGAAAGUUCUAUUUGUAGAUACCAUAGGUUUCAUAUCAGACAUACCGACUAGGCUAAUCGAACCAUUUGUUGCUACAUUAGAGGAUGCCAUGUUUGCUGACGUAAUUGUCCAUGUUCGGGACAUAUCUCAUCCAAAUGUCCAGGUACAGAAGGAACAUGUGGAGAAUACAUUGAAGAGUCUGAGUAUCGACCAAAGACUAUUGGAGGAUGUCAUUGAUGUUGGUAACAAAGUCGAUCUUGUGGCGGAGACCACCGAGAGUGACAACGGUAGUUCAGUGUUUGUGUCAUGCACCACUGGUGUUGGCUUGGAUGAGCUUAAGAGCCAAAUAGAGAAACGGAUAAUCGCAGUGACAGAUCGACGCCAAAUAAAAAUCAGAGUACGCACUGGUCAGGAUGAGUAUGAGUGGCUGAGGGCACACACUGCAAUAGUUGCAAUUGAACCAGAUGGAGAGCAUUCUGUUCUUGAAGUCAUUGUUACCAAGUCAGAUUUGGAUGUGUUCAAAAGUUUGUUCAUACGUAAGAAUAUGAAAAGUUAG